Messenger RNA from Conger conger (European conger), 8277 nucleotides. It is a transcript of the gene rictora, whose product is annotated as RPTOR independent companion of MTOR, complex 2 a. The transcript has 38 exons. Gene Ontology annotation, cellular component: TORC2 complex. The record is from RefSeq and is a predicted model, not a curated record. Gene Ontology annotation, biological process: positive regulation of phosphatidylinositol 3-kinase/protein kinase B signal transduction; TORC2 signaling. Lineage: Eukaryota; Metazoa; Chordata; Actinopteri; Anguilliformes; Congridae. Gene Ontology annotation, molecular function: protein serine/threonine kinase activator activity. Bases 3 to 5114 code for a protein of 1703 amino acids.
ACAUGGCGGUCAGCAUCCGAGGCCGUCCGAUCCGAAGUAUUCGGAUGCGUGGUCGGAAUGACAGCGGGGAGGAAAACGUACCACUCGAUCUAACCAGAGAACCUUCCGACAACCUACGUGAAAUCCUUCAAAAUGUGGCCAAACCACAAGGAGUCACCAACAUGCGGAAACUGGGUCAUCUGAACAACUUCAUAAAGCUUCUUUGCAGCAUUGGUCACUGUGAGGAGAAGUUUGGGUUUACAUAUGAAGAAAUCAUAAUCUGCCUUCGACUAGCGUUGCUCAACGAGGCGAAGGAGGUGCGUGCAGCCGGCCUGCGGGCUCUUCGGUACCUGAUCCGGGACAGCGGCAUUCUCCAGAAAGUGCUCCGCCUCCAGGUGGAUUACCUGAUCUCAAGGUGCAUUGACAUCCAGCAGAGUAACGAGGUGGAGCGCACUCAGGCACUGAGAUUAGUGCGGAAGAUGAUCACUGUGAACGCCUUGCUGUUCCCCAGCUCCAUCACCAACUCCCUCAUCGCCGUGGGCAACGACGGGCUCCAAGAGCGCGACCGCAUGGUCCGCGCAUGCAUCGCCAUCGUCUGUGAGCUCGCACUGAAGAACCCAGAGGUGGUGGCUCAGAGGGGCGGACUCAGCACCAUCCUGAAGAACGUGAUCGACUGCCAGCUGAGUAGGAUCAACGAAGCUCUGAUCACCACCAUCCUGCACCUGCUCAACCACCCUCGCACCCGCCAGUACGUGCGCCCCGACGUGGAGCUGGAGCAAAUCCUUGCACCUUACACAGACUUUCACUACAGACACAACCCCGACACAGCAGAGGGACAGCUCAAGGAGGACAGAGAGGCGCGGUUCCUCUCCAGCAGGAUGGCGAUAGUGGCUGCCUUUCGCUCCUGGGCAGGAAUCAUUAACCUGUGUAAAUCAGGCAACUCGGGAAUCCAGUCCCUGAUUGGUCUGCUCUGUAUACCAAAUAUGGAAGUGAGGAAAGGGUUGUUGGAGGUAUUUUAUGAAAUUUUCCGCCUUCCUGUUCCGGUGGUGACGCAUGAUUUUAUUGAAGCUCUUGUCAGCGUGGAUCCCAGUAGAUUUCAAGACAGCUGGAGACUGUCGGAUGGCUUUGUGGCUUCAGAGGCGAAAGUAAUCCUACCGCAUCGGGCAAGGUCGAGACCUGACCUGAUGGAUAACUACCUGGCUUUGGUACUGUCCGCGUUCAUCAACAGUAGGCUCUUAGAGGGCCUGGUCGAGGUUGUCACCAGCAGCGAUGACCACAUCUCCGUACGGGCCACCAUCCUCCUGGGGGAACUCCUGCACAUGGCCAACACAAUCCUUCCACACGCCCACAGCCACCACCUGCACUGCCUGCCCACCCUGAUGAACAUGGCCGCCUCCUUCGACAUCUCGCAGGAGAAGCGGCUGCGCGCCAGCGCGGCCGUGAACUACCUGAAGCGCUUCCAUGAGAAGAAGAAGCGCGGGCCCAAACCUCACAGCCUCUACCUGGACCACAUCGUGCGCAAAUCCGCAGGGCACUACAGGAGAGACCAGCAUCUCCGGGUACACAGGGACAUCUACGUCAUCAAGGACACUGAAGAAGCACUGAUGAUGAAUUUGAGAGACAGUCAAAUCCUCAACCACAAACACAACCUUGAGUGGAACUGGGUUCUAAUCGCAACCAUAUUAAAGUGGCCAAAUGUUAACCUGCGGAACAACAAAGAUGAACAGAUACACAGGUUUGUGCGAAGGCUGCUGUACUUCUACAAGCCCAGCAGUAAGCUUUUCGCCGGCCUGGAGUUGGACCACGGCAAGGCCAGGCAUUUGACGGUGGUGGGGUGCCAGUUCAUAGAGUUCCUGCUGGAGUCUGACGAGGAUGGGCAGGCGUAUCUGGAGGACCUGGUGAAGGACAUGGUGCAGUGGCUGUCGUCGUCCUCAGGGCUGAAGCCGGACCGGAGCCUGCAGAGCAACGGGCUGCUCAACACGCUCAGCCAGCACUACUUCCUGUUCCUGGGCACGCUCUCCGCCCACCCCCACGGCGUCAAGAUGCUGGAGAAGUGCAGCGUCUUCCAGUGCUUGCUGAACCUGUGUUCCCUGAAGAACCAGGACCACCUGCUCAAGCUGACCGUGUCCACCCUGGACUACAGCCGGGACGGUCUGGCGCGGGUCAUCCUCUCCAAGAUCCUCACCGCCGCCACGGACAACUGCAGGCUGUAUGCCACCAAACAUCUGCGGGUGCUGCUACGCGCCAAUGUGGAGUUCUUCAGCAACUGGGGCAUGGAGCUGCUGGUGACCCAGCUGCACGACCACAACAAGGCCAUCUCCAUGGAGGCCCUGGACAUCCUGGACGAGGCGUGCGAGGACAAGGCAAACCUUCACGCGCUGAUCCAGUUGAAGCCGGCACUGUCACACUUGGGCGAUAAGGGCGUCUUGCUGCUUUUACGGUUCCUGUCCAUUCCUAAGGGGUUCUCCUACCUGAACGAGAGGGGGUACGUCAGCAAACAGCUGGAGAAGUGGCAGAAGGAGUAUAACCUGAAGUACGUGGACCUAAUCGAGGAGCAGCUGAACGAAGCACUGACCACGUACCGCAAGCCCGUCGACGGGGACAAUUACGUGCGGCGCAGCAACCAAAGGUUACAAAGACCAAAUGUUUAUCUUCCUGUGCACUUGUACGGUCAGCUGGUUCACGAUAAGACAGGCUGCCAUCUACUGGAGUCUCAGAACGUGGUUCCAGACCUCAGCUACACUGUGCGCUCUCCAAUGCUGGACAAGUGGGACGGCAUUAAGCAGCUGAAGGCUGCGCUCUGGGCCCUGGGCAACAUUGGCUCGUCAAAUUGGGGUCUGAACCUGCUCCAGGAGGAAAAUGUCAUCCCAGACAUCAUGGCCCUGGCCCAGCACUGUGAGGUCCUGUCUAUUCGCGGGACCAGCCUGUACGUCCUGGGCCUGAUCUCCAAGACCAAGCAGGGCUGUGAGCUGCUGAAGCAGCAGGGCUGGGACGCCGUGCGGCACUCCCGCAGGCAGCUGUGGCCCGUGGUGCCCGACGAGGUGGAGCAGCCCGUCUCCAGCGAGCUGUCCUCCGUGCCCAGCACGCUCAGCCUCAACUCCGAGUCCACCGGCUCCAGGCACAACAGCGAGAGCGAGACCACCCAGCCCAUCUUCUACACGCCAGACGAUGAGAAGUGUGAGGGGCCGGACCUGCUGGAGGACCAGUCGGUGUACCUGCGGUCCAAGCCGCUGAAGGACCGCAGCCCCUUCACCCUGCUGGCCUCCAGCCGCUUCGUCCGCAGCCGCUUCCUCAACUCCCUGACCCUCCCCAGCAAGAAGCUGCGCAGCGCCAGCGACCCCAAGGGCGGCAGCGGCCCCAAGGGCCCCGCCGAACUCAAGCUGGGCGGCCUGCGUCGCAACCGCACCGUGACCGAGCCCUCGCUGUACGCCCAGGGCCAGAGCGACGUCUUCACCCCGGUCUUCAACGGCAGCCGGCUGCCCAAGAGCCCCACGGUCAGCCAGGAGACGUCGUUCGUGGGCAGCAAGACCCCGGAGGAGCCCGGGGAGACGGAGCCGCGGCUGCCGCGGGCCGGGGAGAGCCAGCGCGAGCAGAGCAGCCGGGAGAGGCUGGCCUGCGACGGGUCCUCGUCCUCCGGCGGAGGGGCGCAGUUCAAGAGCCGCAGCCAGAGCUUCAACACGGACACCACCACCAGCGGCAUCAGCUCCAUGAGCUCCAGCCCGUCCCGCGAGACGGUGGGGGGCGUGGGCGGCGGCGUGGGCGACUCGCCCGGCGACACGGACUGCGUCAGCCUCAACACGGUGGUCAGCGCCAAGACCGUGAAGACCCUCUACUCCCUCACCCCCCAGUCCAACCACCUGCCCCUGUCCAAGUCCAACUCCGUGUCCCUGGUCCCGCCCGGGUCGUCCCACACGCUCCCGCGCCGGGCCCAGUCGCUGAAGAGCCCCUCAGUGGCGGCCAUCAAGAGCCUGGCGGACUGCAGCUUCGUGUACACCAGCCCGCGGGACGCCCUGGGCUACGCCACCCUGAAGCGCCUCCAGCAGCAGCGCAUCCACCCCUCCCUGUCCCACAGCGAGGCGCUGGCCUCCCCCGCCAAGGACGUGCUGUUCACCGACACCAUCACCAUGAAGACCGGCAGCCUGGACUCCCGGCUCACCCCCCGCAGGUUUCUGAAAGCGCUGAGUUUUGCUUCCUUGGACAAAGAGGACCUCCUCAGUCCCAUCAACCAGACCACCCUGCAGCGCUCCUCCUCCGUGCGCUCCAUGGUCUCCAGCGCCACCUACGGCUGCUCUGACGACUACAUCGGCCUGGCGCUCCCCAUGGACAUCAACGACAUGUUCCAGAUUAAGGACACGCCAUACUUCCAACAGAGGACCAGCCCACCAGCUGAGGAGAAAUCCUGCAAGUUUUCCUUUGGAGAACUGGACGGUCCAGGGGACGGCUCCCGGCGCUCCACGCCCACGCUGAGGCAGCAGCUGAGCAUCACGGAGCUCAUGGCCAACACUCGGGCCGACCCCCAGCUGGGCUCCGAGGAGACGGGCCUGCAGGAGCACCGCGACGACAACUGCCUCUACUGCGUGGGGGUGCAGGUCCUGGGCUGCCUGCCCCACAACCAGGUCAACUCCACACACAGCCGCACUGACUUUGGAGAUAUCCCGUACUCUGACUGGUGCACCCAGCCCAUCCACAACCACCUGGAGGUCACGCCCCAGUCCAAGUUUUCGGGGAUUUCUGGCUGCAGCGACGCCGUGUCUCAGGGCUCAGCCUGCAGCACUCCCAGCACUGAGAUCGUCUUGGGGGGGAAGAUGAUCCCGGAGGACGCCCCGGCCUGCAGGGUCCUCCUGAGGAAGGAGGUCCUCCGUCUGGUGGUGAACCUCAGCUCCUCCGUGGGAACCAAGGGCCACGAGACGGGCUUGCUCACGAUCAAGGAGAAGUUCCCUUACGCAUUUGAUGAUAUCUGCCUGUACUCGGAGGUGUCGUACCUGCUGGCCCACUGCCUGUUCCGGCUGCCCUCCCGACGCUUCAUCCAGGAGCUGUUCCAGGACGUGCAGUUCACCCCGAUGUACGAGGAAGCUGAGACGAUCCUGUCAACGCCACCAAAGCACGUCACCGUAGACCCCCCCUCUGAGUCGUGAUCCCCCCACGCCCGACUCCUCCCUGCACACGACCUCUGACCCCUCAGACGCCACAAAACCCGGAAUUCUCCACAGAACCCCUGUAGCUUCCAGCAGUGGACAGAGGGAGGGAGAGGAUGGCAGGAAGGAUGAAGAGGGGACCCAGCUCUCUUGCGGUGCAGAGGGGAGUGGGACGAAAAGUGGGAUGGACUGACUUUUUUUUUUUUUCACCGCGAACAAAACAUUUCUAUGAACCUGUUGCUAUUCCUCCAGACCGGUUUUUUUUUUUUUUUACCAAAUGUUUCUUCUGAACAACACGUAUGAACUUGAGCAAUGAACACAAGAACACCCGACCUGACAAACUGAACUUAAACCACCUUGAUGAAAAGCACCAGAUACUACGAUGUACCUUUUGUUAUGAGUUGUUCUUUUUUUUCCCUUCUGAAGAGGACUGUGUUCUGUUACCAAUAUGAAAUGACAAAGGCAUGCUCUUUUCAUCCCCACAUUUCUCGGACUCGUUUGUUCCUCGAGCUGCAUAAACACUACGAGAGGUUUAGCCUCAAUUUGGGAGAAACGGACAUUUUCUGCACUUCGGCGAGUUUGCCACUUCCAAGCUUCUGAUCAACGAACGCUGAGGAAUAUUCAGAAGAGUGAUUCAUCAUUAAUGUUUGUUUUGACUUUUUUUUUUGCUGGUUUGUGUCUCGACCUGAAACCCUUUGCUCAUCUCUUUUCUGUUUUCUUCUGGAGCUCAGCAGUUGUCUCCUGGGCUGAAAAGAAAUGUAUCCAUAGCUGAAGAGAGAAAAAAGUAUGAAAUUUGGAAAGCACCGUUUGCAGAUAACAUUUAUAGCAGUGUUGCCACUUAUUUUAUCGGUAGAAUGAAAGGAGGUGGAGGUAGGGGAUGGCGUUUGUAUUCAGUUACUGAACUAAUUUAAACAACAAAGAAAAAACCAAAAAUGCAUUUCAUUCCCUUAAAUAUGUUGUUUAAUAGAAAGUCUGGAUUAUAAGUGCCACAUUAUCAUGGGAAGUUCUAAUUGGACAGCUUGGAUAGAGGAGGAGUUCUGGAGACAAAAUAAGCCAUACCAAGUGAAAAAUACUGUUUCUAUAAAAUACUUAUAGAUCAGUUGUUCGUGUAUGUGUGUACAAAUAUUGACACAUACAUGAAUGAAUGCAUGCAGCAGCACACCAGAUUGAAUGUGAGAUGGGAAUGGACCCUAGCUUUCUGUGUAGAGUCAGACACCGUGUGUAGGCCUGACUGAACUGAGGUUCCCAAAGGGGAGAGGCACAUACUCACAUUCUCACGUUUUUCCAGAGGAAAGGGUUUUAACCGAGAAUUACUAUGUCCGCCUUUUAACCCUUCUCUGAAAACAGUCGAUUGGGAGAGAGUACAAACCUCUUGGGGACGCAUAGUGUUUCAAUGAUGCAUUUCACAUCUGAACAUUCAAGUAACUGCUAUGCAACAUGCCCCUUAAUUGAAACCAUACCAUAUUUGUUCCAAAGCGAUGGACAGGGUUUUGUUUUUUGUUUUGGUUUUUUUAAAGGAGUUUCUUGGCUGGACCAUCAUGAUUUCUUGUUUUGUUUUUUUGUUUUUUUGUUUUAAGGCAGCUUUCUGUUUUUUUUUUCUAGUUUGAUUCCAAUGAAAGUUGAAAGAUUAUGCUUUAGAAUGGUUUUUAAUUUAUUUUAGUAACUAAUGAAUUUAAGUCACUGGUACUUCCUUGAUGAGCUUUCGGCCUUUUUAAAACAUUGCAUCUUUUCUUCCUGGUACCUCGCAGAACACCUCCCUCUACCAGCCCGAGUUGUUGGUGUCUUUUACAGAAACGCUAUAAAAGUAGCUAUUUUUGGGAAAAUGGUUAAAUAGUUUUCCUCUUUUGUGUGCAGCGUUAACAUUGCAGUUCACCACUAUGACAGAUGGAACAGCCUAAAGUCAUCUGGAUAAUGCAGAGCCUGCUGGCUUGUUAACAUGAAGCAUUGCUUAAGUUGUUUCCAUGGACAUUGUUAACAUGAAGCAUUGCUUAAGUUGCUUCCAUGGACAUUGUUAACAUGAAGCAUUGCUUAAGUUGCUUCCAUGGACAUUGUUAACAUGAAGCAUUGCUUAAGUUGCUUCCAUGGAUAGUGGGUCUUGGUUUGAUUUUUUGUAACAUUGUCAUCAGUAGUGUGUGAAACAGUGAUUUUGGUGCUAGUUGAAACCACUGGGUUGUAGGAUCAAACUCCCAAGAAGCCUCUGCUGUACCUUUUACUUUUAAGCGAGGAUUCAUUUAUGGAUCACUCCAGAGAAACCCAGCUGUGUGACACGGCUUGAACAUAAAGCCUCACCCAUCUAAAUUUGGGGUUUGGAGACAUUCAACAUACUGUAAUUACACAAUGCAAUUGCUUGGUGCCAUCUAAACUGUAGGCUGCAAGUAAGGAUUGCUUCUGGCUCUAUGAUUGCAAUAACGAACUGAACCAACCCUAGACCAGGAAUACCAAACUGUGUUCCAUUGUGUUAAACCACAUCCUCUCCUCAUUAUUAAGCUCUAAAACCGCAUGCGCUACUUGCAUGACUAGUCUAAGCCACAUCUUUCUUACACUUUGUAUUUGUUUUACUCACAUCUUUUCCCAUGACAGUAGCAACAACUAAUUUAUUUCUGGAAAAACACCUGUAAUUAUUUGACAACACGUCUAAAAAGCAAGAACAAAAGAAAAAAUGUCUGGAUAUUCAUGGACCUCUGAAUUGGCUGACAACACAUGAUGUAGGAUAAUAUAUUCAGGCCAAGAUAUCUCUCCAUUGCUGGCUGAGACCAGAGAACGUAGGCUUAGUUAUUUAAGUAUUUUCCAUGGAAAAUUGGAGAGGAGGAUUCACCUGUUUAUUUUUGUUAAUAUGCUGCUACACAUGUGGAUUUUGUGAGUAUUUGUAGAUCACUGAAGGGAUGUGAGGCCUGAUCUAUAUUAUAUAUCUGUACCAUAGCUGAGCGCGAGAGAGAGAGAGAGAGAGCGAGAGAGAGAAGAUAUGAGAAAAUAAUUAUUUAUAUUUUUUCCUUACGAAAAAUAUUUCAUGAAGCUGUGUAUAAUUUAAAAGGAGGUUUUUUUUGCCCAGUUUGUGGUUUCCCUUGUAUAAUGUGUACAGUACUUUUUUGGGCAUUAUGGACCUUGAGAACCAUACAAUCUUAUCAAAGGGAUACAUUGGUAAUAAAAUAUACAACUACCCAGA